AUGCCUAAAUAUGUCAAAUUCCUUAGAGAAGUUAUGUCUAGGAGAAAAAGGAUCCAGAGAUUUGAGCGGUUCAAUCUUAAUGCCGAAUGUACUACUGUUGUGCCUAGGAGAGUCCCACCAAAACUUAAGGACCUUGGUAGUUUCACCAUCCCCAUAGAUAUUGGGGGUUUUAAUUUUGGCAAAGCACUUUAUGACCUUAGACCAAGUACCAACUUAAUUCCUUUGUCCAUCUACCGUAGGUUAGGCCUAGGUGACCUUAGGGAAACUCCAGUAACCCUCCAACUAGUCGAUAGGUCCCUUGUCCACCCGAAAAGAGUUUUGGAUGAUGUUUCGAUGAGAGUUCGACAUUUCAUUUUACCAAUAAAUUUCAUAGUUCUCAACUUUGAAGAGGAUGUAGAGAUACCUAUAUUGUUAGGGAGACUAUUUCUAGCUACCUCUAAAGCCACCAUAGAUGCAGACAAAGGAGAAAUGAUGAUAUAA
This is a messenger RNA of Gossypium raimondii (Peruvian cotton), 480 nucleotides long. RefSeq lists its product as uncharacterized. The record is from RefSeq and is a predicted model, not a curated record. NCBI's taxonomy places the organism in Eukaryota, Viridiplantae, Streptophyta, Magnoliopsida, Malvales, Malvaceae. The transcript has a single exon. The coding region runs from base 1 to 480 and encodes 159 amino acids.